AUGGAAGAAGAUAUGAUUUUUGAUCCAUCUUUAAAGAAAAAAAAGAAAAAGAAGACUGGUUUUGAUAUAGACGCUGCGCUUGCUGGUGAUCAAGGCGAAACCACGAGUGUGGAAGCGCCUGCUGAGUCCGGUGACGUAGACAUACCCGAAGAUGACAACCUCGACUUGGACAAUUUCGGUAAAAAGAAGAAGAAAACUAAAAAGAGGUUUUUCAACUUGCAAGAGAUGGAAAAUGCUCUUCCUGAAGUGCCCCAGAAUGAAAAUACUCCUGUAGAAGAACCUGAACCUCAGGAAGAGGAGGUAAUUGACGACUUAGAUUUAGACAUAGACUUCUCUUUGACCAAGAAGAAGAAAAAGAAGAAAAACAUUGAUGAAUUUGCGAUUGAAGAUGAUGUUAAGGGGGAAGAUCAAGAUAAAGAGGAAGAUCAGCACGGGGAUUGGAUUGGUAGUGAUCGCGAUUACACAUAUGAUGAGUUACUAGAACGUGUAUUUGAUAUUAUGAGAGAAAAAAAUCCUAGUAUGGUGUCUGGUAAAAAACAAAAGUUUAUUAUGAGGCCACCUCAAGUAGUAAGAAUUGGUACAAAGAAAACAUCUUUUGCAAACUUUACAGAGAUUUGUAAAACACUUCAUCGCCAGCCUAAACAUUUACUAGACUUUUUACUUGCUGAAUUGGGUACAAGUGGUUCUGUAGAUGGUAACAGUCAACUCAUUAUCAAAGGUCGUUUCCAGCAAAAACAAAUAGAAAAUGUUUUGCGUCGAUAUAUAAAGGAAUAUGUAACAUGUCAUACUUGUCGUUCUCCUGACACUAUAUUACAGAAAGAUACCAGAUUAUUCUUCCUUCAAUGUGAAACUUGUGGUUCCCGCUGCUCUGUUGCAAGUAUCAAAUCAGGAUUUCAGGCUGUUACUGGCAAGAGAGCUGCCAUGCGUGCAAAGACUGCA
This is a messenger RNA of Brenthis ino (lesser marbled fritillary), 939 nucleotides long. Lineage: Eukaryota; Metazoa; Arthropoda; Insecta; Lepidoptera; Nymphalidae. The record is from the annotation of a GenBank genome assembly.